UUGAGCUCAGCCGCUGGAAUAACGCAAUCAUGAGUGCUGUGAAUGUUACAAACAUCACCGUGCUAAAUAAUCCAUCGUCGUUCCUUUCGCCACUGAAGUUUGAAAUCACUUAUGACUGCGUUAAUGCUCUCAAAGAAGAUUUGGAAUGGAAACUCAUCUAUGUUGGAUCUGCUGAGGAUGAUACAUAUGACCAACUACUAGAAAGUGUGUUUGUUGGUCCUGUCAAUGUUGGAGGUUUCCGCUUUGUACUGCAGGCGGACCCUCCAGAUCCUGCCCAAAUUCGUGCUGAAGAUAUACUUGGUGUCACUGUGCUCCUUUUGACCUGUUCCUAUAUGGGUCAAGAAUUUGUACGAAUUGGCUACUAUGUGAACAAUGAUUACAAUGAUGAGAAUUUGAGACAACAACCUCCCCAAACGGUUAAAAUUGACAUGCUUCAAAGGAACAUACUAACAGACAAACCUAGAGUAACAAAGUUCCCUAUCAAUUUUCACCCCGAAAACAGCGAGACUGGAGAGCAAGGUGCUGCCCCUCCACCUGAUGAUAACACGGCUAAAGCAGAUGGGAAUGAAGAGUGACUACCUUCAACUAAGAAUGGAUCAGAUGAAGGGUGGGGCCUAACUGUGGAAGGAUGUUAACUUUUUGCCUAACUCCUAAUCUUUUAGUUUAACAUCAUUCUGUUGGGCCAUCAUCUCAUCCUAAAUCCUAAUACAUGAUCAUUAACCUCUUUUUGUGGUGUC
Molecule: messenger RNA, 737 nt
Organism: Solanum verrucosum
Lineage: Eukaryota; Viridiplantae; Streptophyta; Magnoliopsida; Solanales; Solanaceae
Product: histone chaperone ASF1B-like
Exons: 3
Coding region: 30-575 (181 amino acids)
Biological process (GO): DNA replication-dependent chromatin assembly
Cellular component (GO): nucleus
Molecular function (GO): histone binding
Source: RefSeq, a predicted model, not a curated record